CUUUUUUUUUCAUGUACAGAGUUCAGCUUUGCUGUAAGGUUUCUGCCGUUGAUGCCGCAAGCGCUGCAGUGAACUUGAAUAAUGGUUUUCUUCAACCCUUCUCAGCACACGACGCUUCUGUCGAGGUGUUAACUUCCAUGGACAGCCUGAACGUCUCUGUGAGAUGGUUGCAAUUCCAUCUGUGUUAAAUUUUUGUUUCACUUUUGCUACAGUAUUCUGACUGAUAAGGGCCUAAACCAUUGCUGUUCUUCAUGUAGCCUUCACCUUUCUUGUGUAAAGAAAUUAUUUUCUUUCUCAGGCCUUGUGACAUUCCUCUUCCAUGUGGUGCCAUUACUGACAGCAU
Messenger RNA from Staurois parvus, 343 nucleotides. The record is from the annotation of a GenBank genome assembly. Lineage: Eukaryota; Metazoa; Chordata; Amphibia; Anura; Ranidae.